GGGGGUUGAUGGAACAUUGGGAGUUAUACCACCGAUCUCAAUAAUGUUGUACGUAGCCAUUGGUGUAACAUAGCUGUUCGAAACAAGGAAAUGGUUGUGUUGGUCACAUCUAAAAGCUCACUGCUGUCUUAACUGGAUCCCGGUCGACAGUGCUCCACGAAGCCAGGAAUGGCGUAGAGGGCAAUUCAGAACACGAAAAACAGGACUGUUAACUGACGAUGCAGGCUUGACCGUGGUUGUUCGGGGGGGAGUUUACUUCAGAUCCGGAAACUGGUAGGAGGUAGCUUGCUCGCUGCACCGUAACGUUAAUGCCAACAUGGCAGCGAGCAGUCAAGGCCCAGGAAAGGGGGUCGGGGAAGACAAGACACCCGCACGUAGACAGAGUGAAGGUAACACCAAGCUGAAGUACAUAAGUCUGGCCGUGCUGGUGGUCCAGAAUGCCUCGCUCAUCCUCAGCAUCCGCUACGUGCGCACGUUGCCCGGCGACCGCUUCUUCACCACGUCGGCGGUCGUCAUGGCGGAGGUGCUCAAGCUGCUCACCUGCCUCUUCAUCCUUCUGCUCCAGAGGAGAGGGAACGUGAGGGACUUUAUUGGACUGCUGUACGAUUCCAUCGCGAUUCAGUACUGGGACACCCUGAAACUGGCUGUCCCGUCGCUCAUCUACACGCUGCAGAACAAUCUCCAGUACGUGGCCAUCUCCAACCUACCGGCUGCCACCUUCCAGGUGACGUACCAGCUGAAGAUCCUGACCACGGCCCUGUUCUCCGUGCUCAUGCUACGCAAGAGCCUGUCGCGGGUGCAGUGGGUGUCGCUGGUGCUGCUGUUCGCGGGCGUGGCCAUCGUGCAGGUGGAGCAGGAGGGCAAGCAGAAGGAGACCACCGUCCUGAACACCAACCAGAACUACGCCAAGGGCCUGGUGGCGGUGGUGGUGUCCUGCCUGUCGUCCGGCUUUGCGGGUGUGUACUUCGAGCGCAUCCUGAAGGGGAGCUCCGCCUCGGUCUGGCUGCGGAACGUGCAGCUGGGCCUCUUCGGCACGCUGCUGGGCCUCCUGGGACUGUGGUGGAACGACGGCGCCGCCGUCGCCCAGCAGGGCUUCCUGUUCGGCUACACGCCCAUGGUGUGGGGCGUGAUCUUCAACCAGGCCUUCGGCGGCCUGCUGGUGGCGGUGGUGGUCAAGUACGCGGACAACAUCCUCAAGGGCUUCGCCACCUCCUUCUCCAUCAUCGUCUCCACGGUGACGUCCGUCUACCUCUUCGGCUUCCACGUGGACCUGCUGUUCACCCUGGGCGCGGGCAUGGUGAUCGGGGCCGUCUACAUGUACAGUCUGCCCAAAGCGGCGGCGCCCUCCCUCGCGGCCUCCUCCUCCUCCUCCAUCUCCUCCGUCUCCUCCUCUUCCUCGCACACACGGAGCCACUUGUCCAACGGUGAUGGAGACUCAGAGACGGACGCUUUCCUCCCCAAGUUCCAAGGGAAGGAAAAAGGGUGUUGACGCCGUUCUGGGGUUCUUUCUGAACGUGGCGUCGGAUCCGGAUUCGUCCUCCGGCAUUCCUCUCCCGCGCCAAAGGGUUGAAAGGAAUUCAUCAGAAGUCACAUACCGCCUUUUUAAGUAAUUGUGAAUCCAAAUGUGUACAUCAACAUUCAAGGUUCAUGCGGUGUAACGUGGACGGUGUAACAAAAACAAUUUGUCAUUAUUAUGUGUGACUAAUAAUUUAAUAACUAACCUCUAAUACACAGAUGGACAAAAUUAGGCAUUGAAUCCAUUGAUAUGUGAUUUUUUUUUUUUUUGUUUGCUUGUUUGUUUUGACUGCCAGAGAUUGACAGAGUUUCGUAAGACCUUGGACUCUGUUUUGUUUACAUAUUUAAAAAAAACAAAACUCCUUUUGUAACCCAUUUAGGUGUAAAAGUAUUUUUGGAUUUUUAUGCUGCCUUAUGAAUUUUGACACAGAACUGACACACUUUAAAAUAUGUAAUGACAGUUGACUGUAAUGUCUGUGUUAUAAUGAAUUCCAAUUUUUUUUUUUUACAGAAAAUGCUAUUGCUUUAUAUAUGACUUAUUUGUUAUUUAACUGACAGUGUAUUGGUAAACCAUUCAGCCAAGCCAGUAUUUAGCUAUAAUUUUGUGUUCUGAUUCAUUUACAGGCCUAUAUAUAAUCUUUUUAUUUUUUAUUUACAGAGUAAAUAAAGUUAGUUUGCAUGUAAGGUACAACAAAUACAAACCUAGGGUUGGUUUCAGCUUAUAUUUUAAUAGUAAACAUGUCCAUUGAGCCCUACUUUUAAGCUCAUUAGAUGGCCUACUUGACAUUUCUUUUACUCACUAGUAACUAUAAUUGUCCCAUGUUUCACUGUUGUUAUCGUGAAUUACACUGGACCACGAUGCAUUUCAAUACCUGAGGAAACACUGCUGCUUCUAGCUACCUGCUAGCUACCCCACUGCAAGAUAAAACAUUAUCUUAAACCAGACCUGAGUCAAAUACAUAUUUGUUAAAAAAACCUUUUCGGUGCUCUAUUGAUCUUGCCUGGUGCAGUUGAGCCUGCCGAGAGGACCAGGUGGCGGGGCGGGGUUUACACUUUUUGAGAGGAUUUCAUAGGUUCCAAUACGCCAGACAAGCACAGUCGAGCUUGGAAAAGUGUUUGAAUCCAAAACAAAUAUGUAUUUGACCCAGGGCUUUCUAAAACGCUAUUUGUACAACAAAGGUAAAACAAGCAAUUUUGGGGCUGAUUAAAGACGGUACUGUUCCUGGUGUGUCCUCAGCAUUGUCAGGUCUCCCUUUCCAUUGAAAUGGUUGAUAGGAGUAAAAAGCAUCUGUGCACUGGCUGAUGUGAUUACGGUCUUUGACAUUAUCAUAGACGUUAUAUUUUAGACAUUAAAAGUGUGUUUUUAUACAUGUUUCAGAUACGCUCUAUGUAUGGUGCUUUUGUAUGGUCUUGUACAGUAGUUACAAAAGCCCUAAAAUAGUUUCAUUUCAAAUAUAUUUAUUAAUAAUGACAAGGUAAAAAAUGUAUUUUUCUAAUAUGCAGUAUUUUAGAGUUGCGCUGUUGGUAUAUGGUACUAAAAAAGGAUGUAGACCGAAAUGCUUUUUUAUAUAAAAUGUAUUGCAAAUCAGAAAUUCACAGCUUUACUACCUUGUCGAGUUGAUAUGUUGAACUCUAGGAGUGCCUCCCCCCCCUUUCACAUGUACUGUACAUUACUGUUCAAAGAAUUUUAAUUUUACACACUAACAUUUUUCAGGCUUCUGCUUUACUCACACAGUGUACUUAUUAUGUUACCUUUGUUUAGAAUAAUGCAAUUAAAUGUACUUUUCAUUAAAAA
Molecule: messenger RNA, 3310 nt
Organism: Anguilla anguilla (European eel)
Lineage: Eukaryota; Metazoa; Chordata; Actinopteri; Anguilliformes; Anguillidae
Gene: slc35a2
Product: solute carrier family 35 member 2
Exons: 5
Coding region: 317-1489 (390 amino acids)
Biological process (GO): pyrimidine nucleotide-sugar transmembrane transport
Cellular component (GO): Golgi membrane
Molecular function (GO): UDP-galactose transmembrane transporter activity
Source: RefSeq, a predicted model, not a curated record